Chionomys nivalis (European snow vole) is the source of this 833-nucleotide messenger RNA. It is a transcript of the gene Pgam2, whose product is annotated as phosphoglycerate mutase 2. NCBI's taxonomy places the organism in Eukaryota, Metazoa, Chordata, Mammalia, Rodentia, Cricetidae. The record is from RefSeq and is a predicted model, not a curated record. Gene Ontology annotation, biological process: glycolytic process. Gene Ontology annotation, molecular function: intramolecular phosphotransferase activity. The transcript has 3 exons. Bases 15 to 776 code for a protein of 253 amino acids.
GUGUCCCUACCGCCAUGGCCACACACCGCCUAGUAAUGGUUCGCCAUGGUGAGAGCUUAUGGAACCAAGAGAACCGUUUCUGUGGCUGGUUUGAUGCAGAACUGAGUGAGAAGGGGGCUGAAGAGGCCAAGCGGGGGGCCAGUGCCAUCAAAGAUGCCAAAAUGGAGUUUGACAUCUGCUACACAUCGGUGCUGAAGCGAGCUAUUCGCACCCUUUGGACCAUCCUGGAUGGUACGGACCAAAUGUGGCUGCCUGUGGUGCGUAGCUGGCGCCUCAAUGAGAGGCACUAUGGGGGCCUCACAGGCCUCAAUAAGGCUGAGACAGCUGCAAAGCACGGGGAGGAGCAGGUGAAGAUCUGGAGGCGCUCCUUUGACACCCCGCCACCCCCCAUGGACGAGAAACACCCCUACUACACUUCCAUCAGCAAGGACCGGCGUUAUGCAGACUUGAAGUCUGGGGAGCUGCCUACCUGUGAGAGCCUCAAGGACACCAUUGCCCGGGCCCUGCCCUUCUGGAACGAUGAGAUAGCACCCAAGAUUAAGGCUGGCAAGAGAGUGCUUAUUGCUGCCCAUGGAAACAGCCUGCGUGGCAUUGUGAAGCAUCUGGAAGGGAUGUCAGAUCAGGCCAUCAUGGACCUGAACCUGCCCACGGGAAUCCCCAUCGUGUAUGAGCUGGACCAGGCGCUGAAGCCUACUAAGCCAAUGAGGUUCCUGGGAGAUGAAGAGACAGUUCGGAAGGCCAUGGAAGCUGUUGCCGCCCAGGGCAAGGCCAAGUGAGGGUGUACGUGGGCAAUAAAGUUCCUUCUGCACAGUGCCAAGUUUAGCAUGGCCAGA